AUGGGCAGUAAAUUCUGUAAGUCCAAUCCAGGUAAGGAUCUGAACUGGAGAGAGAAACUGCGGAUGAAGCCUAGUACAGAUGAAAACACACUAGAGAAAGAGAAGCCGCAGCAGUUACUUCUUGCACAACUGCAUCACAGAAAAAGGGUGAAGGCGGCUGGGCAGAUCCAGGCCUGGUGGCGUGGGGUCCUGGUGCGCCGGACCCUGCUGGUCGCUGCCCUCAGGGCCUGGAUGAUUCAGUGCUGGUGGAGGACGUUGGUGCAGAGGCGGAUCCGUCAGCGGCGGCAGGCCCUGCUGAGGGCCUAUGGCAUCCAGGAGCAGGCGGCGGUCAAGCUCCAGGCCUGCAUCCGCAUGUGGCAGUGCCGGCAACAUUACUGCCAAAUGUGCAACGCUCUCUGCCUGUUCCAGGUCUCAGAGAGGAGCCUUGCCUUCCAGACUGAUGGCUUUUUACAGGUCCAAUACUCAGUCUCUUCAAAGCAACCAGAGUUUCACAUUGAAAUCCUAUCAGUCUGA
Sapajus apella (tufted capuchin) is the source of this 513-nucleotide messenger RNA. RefSeq names its product IQ motif containing F3 (gene IQCF3). The record is from RefSeq and is a predicted model, not a curated record. The coding region runs from base 1 to 513 and encodes 170 amino acids. The transcript is spliced from 4 exons. Lineage: Eukaryota; Metazoa; Chordata; Mammalia; Primates; Cebidae. Gene Ontology annotation, molecular function: calmodulin binding.